This is a messenger RNA of Suillus paluster, 1287 nucleotides long. RefSeq lists its product as uncharacterized. The transcript has 6 exons. Bases 57 to 1055 code for a protein of 332 amino acids. NCBI's taxonomy places the organism in Eukaryota, Fungi, Basidiomycota, Agaricomycetes, Boletales, Suillaceae. The record is from RefSeq and is a predicted model, not a curated record.
CACAUGCACAGACUACAGUCCACUCACCACCAAAUUCAUCUCCCCUUUGCAAGAACAUGAGCACUGACACAAACAACUCCCCUGCGACUCCACAGGUCGUCCAUGUCCACCAUGUGUUUCAUCCAGAGCGAGACAAUCAUUUCCGUGCUACAGCAGCUUCCAGUGAAUUCCUCAGAGCGAACCAGAAGAAUUUUGGCGUACAAUGUACGCAAUGUGGAAUGAAAUUGGAAAAACCCUUGAAAUGCGCGAAGUGUAAGGGUGUCUGGUAUUGCUCGAAAGAGUGCCAAAAGAAAAAUUGGUCCACCCACAAGCCGACAUGCCAUGAAGUUGAACGCUCCUCGGGGGCAUUCAAAUUCAUACGGAUGCUCCGUAUAAAUCCAUUGCUCAUGUCAUAUCUGAAAAUUGGUAUCAUCUUCGACUGCGGGCUGCUCGACAAUCCCCGGAUCGGAUUUGACAUGCCGUUCAUGGCACGCGUUGACAUUGCCGUUGAACCGAGUGACAUUCUCGACUUUGUUGGAUUGUAUCUCAACGACAAGGCCGUUGGGGAGAAGCUUCAAGGGAUGUUGCAGGUCAAUGCUAUCACUUCGUGGCACCCAAGCACCCAAACACCCCUUACGCCGAAGCGGCUACAAACAUGGCGUGAGGCUCGAGCAAGGUGUAACGCAGAGGGUUUUGCCAAAGAUCCUGUUGGACUCAUAGAGUUCAUCGGUUGUAGUCAUGUGAAAGACUCGGGGAACUCAGUGACCACUGAGUUACACAUCCCCACUAUUUUCCUUGACACGGCGAGGAAACGCGAGCCCUUCGUAAGUGUGUCGGCUGUCACGGGCAUUCCGUUCAAGAAACCCAUGAGCGCUGUGGCAUGUCUGGAGUUUAUUAACUCGCAUAUUCGGGCGGAUAAACAGAAUCAGUUGCAUUUACGGGCUGAGAUGACAGAGCAAGACAAGGAAGCUAUUCGCGCUGCAGGUCGCAAUGAGGACACACUUCCCGCUCGUAUUCUCAAACAGAAGAUGCAAAGCGAACACCUCUAUGCCAAUAUAGUGCAAUUGACACAUUAAAUAGUCACAUGUGAGUGUGUACAUUUUCGUGGGGCCUUCUCUUUUCCGCCCGCGACUCUUCAAGUUACCCUUGUACCAUACUUUAUCUCAUCGACGGGGUCAAAGAUGAGGCCUUAUUUAGGUUGGAUCCGUUGUAAAUUCCACAUUUUGGAGGUGCUUUCAGCUCUCUGCUCGAAGUCUUCUGUACGACUUGACAUAUAUAGCGAUAAUCAGUCCCUACGAUAACUAGUGU